AUGCGCUCACUCACCCAAAUGUUUUGGGUUCUUACCAUUUACCUCAUGGUCCUCCCCUUGGUUGCUACGUCCCCUCACCACCACCCUCACCACCCCUCUCCAAACCGUAUACUCUACGACAUCGGCAACCAAAUCGCGGACAGGUCCAUGAUGAUAGACGCGGCUCAAUUUAACUUUGCCCCAUUCAAAGUCACGAACCUCCACAUCCUCUGCACCCGUUUUAACCCAACGGUCGACUACUCCUGCAACCUGACAUUCGCUUGGUCCGACCCCAACUCUGUGCGACAGAAUAGCGUGACGUCAGGCCACUGCCAGACGUCGUGGGCGUGGGACGGCGUGACCAAGCACCAAGCCGACUCAGACGGCAGCAACCCCGUCGCCGAAUACCGCUCGUGCUGGAUCAACGACGACGCCACCUAUUUCAAGGUCGCCGUGCCGGGCUUCUGGCACCCGGGCAACUUCACCCUCGAACUGGCGCACCGCUACCGCGAUGACGAGUACGUUGUCCCUCACCCUUCCCGUCCUUCUCGUACUCCAUUUAGGAACAGAGACAUCAUCAUUGACGGCGGGGCACUGACUGACGCGGCCUGCGGGUUCACAGAAACUUUACCAAGCCUUGGGAUUAUCCCACGACGUUUGGGGAUGCUCGUGUUCAUCUCUGCGAGGAACAAGCACUCACAGACAGGAUGGACCAUUUUCAUCCUGGCGUUAUCAAUGGGACUGUCAUUGGGCGUAAUCGAUUGA
Chaetomium globosum CBS 148.51 is the source of this 744-nucleotide messenger RNA. RefSeq lists its product as uncharacterized. The record is from RefSeq and is a predicted model, not a curated record. The transcript has 2 exons. NCBI's taxonomy places the organism in Eukaryota, Fungi, Ascomycota, Sordariomycetes, Sordariales, Chaetomiaceae. Bases 1 to 744 code for a protein of 247 amino acids.